Tripterygium wilfordii is the source of this 919-nucleotide messenger RNA. RefSeq names its product pollen-specific leucine-rich repeat extensin-like protein 3. The record is from RefSeq and is a predicted model, not a curated record. The transcript has 2 exons. NCBI's taxonomy places the organism in Eukaryota, Viridiplantae, Streptophyta, Magnoliopsida, Celastrales, Celastraceae. The annotation marks the transcript as partial.
CACAGCCCACCACCACCUCCACCUCACUACAGCAGCCCACCACCUCCUCCACCACACAGCCCACCACCUCCACCACACAGCCCACCACCACCUCCACCUCACUACAGCAGCCCACCACCUCCUCCACCACACAGCCCACCACCACCUCCACCUCACUACAGCAGCCCACCACCACCUCCACCACACAGCCCACCACCACCACCUCACUACAGCAGCCCACCACCUCCUCCACCACAUAACUACAGCAGCCCACCACCACCUCCACCACACAGCCCACCACCACCACCUCCACCUCACUACAGCAGCCCACCUCCACCUCCACCUCACUACAGCAGCCCACCACCACCUCCACCACACAGCCCACCACCACCACCUCACUACAGCAGCCCACCACCACCACCAAAGGCAACAUGCCCAACAGAUACCCUAAAGUUGGGUGCAUGUGCUAAUGUUUUGAAAGGGUUGCUAGGGAUUGUGAUUGGAACACCACCAGUUGAACCUUGUUGCAGCCUCAUUGAGGGUUUAGUUGAUCUUGAAGCUGCUCUUUGCCUUUGCACAGCCAUUAAAGUUGAUCUCGGUUUAAUCCACCUUAAUGUCCCCAUUGAUUUGAGCUUGGUUCUCAAUGACUGUGGAAAGAGUCUUCCCUCUGGCUUCCAAUGCCCUGCAUAAACAAGGAAUCGCUCAGAGAGUUUGCUUGAUCCUGCUAUUUUUUGUAGGAUCAAGACCUUGUCCAAUUGUUCAUUAGGAGUGUUUGUUGGUGUCUAGCUAGCUAUUGUAAACAUUCCUUAAUAAUUAUCAUUUCUACUAUGUGAUGUGUACUACUCGUGCAAGUAUUGUCCCAAUGCAAUAAUAAAAUGUGAUGUGUACUACUCUUGUGAGUCUUGUCCUUUCUCGUAAUAUAUGACUUGUUACGACGUCA